AGGCUAAAAAAUGCCGCCUCCUCCCCCUCCUCCUCCUCCACCAGGGGGGUUAAAAGUGCCACCUCCCCCUCCUCCCCCACGUGGGGCUCCAAUGCCCCCACCUCCUCCACCCAAUGUUCCUCUAGGGGUCCCUGAAGUUGCCUUGGAUCCUGGAAGACUUGAUUUAAUGUCAAGCUUACGUGGAAACUCUGCCAAAAGAUUGCUGAAACCAGUUCCUAGGAAGGAGAAAAAGCAUUUUAAUAUGAUUGAACUGCUAAAAGUGGAAGAGAAGAAAAGGCAAGGAGGAAUAGGGGUGGCAAAGUCUCUUAAACCAUCGGUAGAAAAUAAGGUUUCUGCUUCAAGCAAGUCUGUAGUUUCAGCACAGGAUCUUGUAGCUGCUAAACUGCGUAGAACGGAACCGAAGGAGACAUCUACUGUUCCUCUUAGAGCCAGACCUACAGAAGCAGGUGUAAAGCCAUUAGAACAUGUAAAAUGUUCCACAACAGAUGAUGAUUUGGAUGCUCUUUUUGCAGCCAUUGAUAAGGAGAUAGAACUUGAUCCUGAUGUUGCACUUGAUCUCCUAGAUGUUCUUGAUGAUGAUGUAGAGAAUAUGGAUGCUGAACAGGAAGACGAGAUGGAGCUAGUUAAAUCUUCAAUAUAUUUACCGCCUGAUGAUGAAUAUGAAAUGCAGAUAGACGAACCAGAAGAAGAGGAAGAUGAAGAAAUGAAGGAGAUGCUGGAGAUGCUUGAGAGUGCUAAGGAGGAACUUGAUAGUACUGGAGAGGAUCAAAUCAAACUCCUCAUGGAGAAGUUGGAUGAUGACGAUUACUUCAACACUCUGAAAUCAGAUAUAGCAGCUAAAGAAAGGGAAAAGUUAAGAAUAGAAAUUAAAUCAAAAGAAAAAACAAGAGAUGAUUUAUUGCUCUCCAAGGAGCUGUCAGCUAAUAAGGCUAAUACUCCUAUUGCUGGUAUGUCCGCAAUGAGCGACAAGAAUUUUACUGAACUUGAAACAGAUCCAUCACAAGUUGAAGAUCAUACUUCCAUCAAGAGAAGAGCAGAAAAUCCUCUUGUUGAAAAAGAGCCGUCUAAAAAGAAAAGUAAGGAGAGUAAGAAAAAAAAGAUAAUUGCCAUGGGUGGAGUUUCAAUGUUUGGCGGGAAAGAUUUGUUUGGCGGGAAAAAUCCAUUUGCAAACCGGAAGCAGGAAGAGAGUUCUGAGGAGGAUGAAGGUGAAGAUGAUGAAGUAGAACCUGAAGUUAAUAAACCUGAAAAUGGAAUAAAGGGUGAAGUAACAUCAUCCAACUACAAUAUAGCAAUACAACCAGAUGCGGAGGAGAAACCUGUUAGUUUUGAAGAUCUACCCAGUAAAAGCCAUGUUAUCUCAAGCUCAGCUAAACAUAGAGUAACUCUACCAAGUAAAAGACGACCUCCAGCACGGCGUAAAAUUCAAACAGAAGAAACUGUAGGAGAAAAUAUUUCCUGUGAUACCAAUGGGACAGGGGAAGACAGCUCCACAAAGGCUCUUGAAGAACGUUUAAAUGGAGAUGAAUAUGAUGGUGAUGAUGAUAAUACAGAAAGCCAUUCCACUAUUCGGAAGGGAAGGAGGUCGAUAAAAAGAAAAAAUCCCCCGAAAGGUGGAAUAUCCUUAUUCGGAGGAAUUGAUAUAUCGAAGGGUAUUCAGUCCCUAAAGAAGCGGCAAGACGAGGAGAACCAAGCAAAGUAUUCAAGACAAUGUGAUAACCCUAGGGAGAGUGAAGAAGAAUGUUUAACGGACUCGACUGCAACCAGUCUCUUCAAACUAAACACCAAACCACAGGAGGAGAAACUUAAAGAAGAGGAGGAAAGAAGAAGAAAGCUAGAGAAAGAAAAAGAAGAUGAAAAUAGAAGAAAACAACAAGAAGAAGAGAUGAAAGCAGUGGAAGAGAAAGCAAGAAAACAGAAAGAAGAAGAAGAAAAAAAGAAUGCAGAAGAACAAAGCAAAAAAAAUAAGGAAGAAAAAAUAGAAUUAGAAAAGAAGAGGAAGAGAGAAGAAGAAGAAGAAGAAAGAAGAAGGGAAGAAGAGAGGAAAAGAAAAACAGAAGAAGACGAAAAAAGGAAGCGUGAAGAAAAGGAGAAAUUGAAAAGAGAAGAGGAAGAAAGAAAAAAACUAGAAGCUAAAAGAAAAGAAGAAGAGGAAAGUCGAAGAAAAAAAGCAGAAGAAGCGGAAAAGAAAAGAAAGGAAGAAGAGAGAAAAAGAAAAGAAGAAGAAGAAGCAGAAAAAGAAAGAAAAGAAGAAGAGAGGAAAAGAAAAGAAGAAGAAGAAAGUAGAAGAAAGAAAGCAGAAGAAGCAGAAAAGAAAAGAAAGGAAGAAGAAAGAAAAAGACGAGAAGAAGAAGAAGCGGAAAAGAAAAGAAAGGAAGAAGAGAGGAAACGAAAAGAGGAAGAAGAGCUAAAGAAAAAGAAAGAGGAUGAAGAAAGAAAAAGAUCCGAGUUAGAGGCAAAACGACUUAUUGAAGUACAAGAGAAAGAGAAAAAGGCCGAAGAACUAAGGAAGAAGGCAGAGGAAGAAAAGAAAAGAGCUGAAGAAGAAGCCAAAAAGCGAAAAGAAGAUGAAGAAAGAAAAAAGAUAGCUGAAGAAAAAAGAUUUCAAGAAGAAUCUGCUGCGAGGAAGAGAGCAGCAGAAGAAGAAGCAAAACAGAAAGCAGUGGAAGAGGCAAGAAAAAUAUCUGACCAGAAAAGAAAGAAGUAUGAAGAAGAUCAGGCAAGACUAGCAGAAUGGAAAAGAAUCGAAGCAGAAGGGGAGAAGGAAAGGCAGAAAGAAAGAAAAUCCUACGAUGAAAUUAGGUUGAAAGCAGAAGAAAGAAAACGGCAAGAAGAAGAGGAACAACAAAAAGCGCAUCUUGAAGUUAAAAGGAAAGCAGAAGAAGCACAAAGAAAAGCUCUUGAAGCACAAAAACAUGCAGAAGAGGUUCAACGUAGAAAUCAAGAGGAGUUAAGGAGAAAGAAUGAAGAAGAAAAGAGGAAGAAGGAAGAAAAGAAGAGAGCUGAAGAAUUAAAGAUAAAGGCGGCUAAAAUUGCAGAAGAAGAGGAAAAACUAAGAAAAAAACAGGAAGAAAUAAAAAAACAGACAGAAUCAGUCGCAAGGAGAAAGGCAGAAGAUGAAGAACGAAAAAGGAAAUUAGAGGAAGAAGAAAACAGAAGAAAAGAAGAAGAACGUCUAAAAAUAGAAGAAAAAGAAAAGAAACAUCAAGAAGAACUUAAGAGAAGAAAGAAAGCCGAAGAAGAACAGAAGAGAAAGCUGGAGGAGGAAAAAAAGAAAAAAGAAGAAGAAAGAUUACGAAAGAAAAUAGAAGAAGAAAGAAAGAAGGAAGAAGAAGAACGCGCUAAAAAAGUUCGAGAAGAGCAGAGAAAAAGAGAAGAGGAACUUGCAAGAAAAGCUGCGGAAGAAAAAGAACAAAAAAGAAAAGAAGUGGAGAAAAAGAAACGAGAACUAGAGGAACAAAUUAGAACUAAAGAGCUAGAAGAAGCUAAGAACAGGCAGGAAGAAGAAACAAGAAGAAAAAUGGAAUUGGAAGCAAAACUUAAGAAGGAAGCGGAAGAAAAGAAAAAGUUGGAGGAAGAAUUAAAGAGAAAAUCUGAAGAAGAAACAAAAAGAAAAUUAGAAGAGGAGGCAAAAAGAAAGUCAGAAGCAGAGGCAAAGAGGAAACUGGAAGAAGAUACAAAAAGAAAAUUAGAAGAAGAAACGAAAAGGAAAUUGGAAGAAGAGACACAAAGAAAAUUGGAAGAAGAGACCAAAAGAAAAUUGGAAGAAGAGACCAAAAAAAAAUUGGAAGAAGAGCCCAAAAGAAAAUUGGAAGAAGAGGCCAAAAGAAAAUUGGAAGAAAAGACCAAAAGAAUAUUGGAAGAAGAGGCAAAAAGAAAUUUGGCAGAGAAAACCAAGAUAGAAAAUGAGAAGAAGAAAAAAUUAGAAGAAGAAUACAACAAAAAAUUGGAACAGGAGGUCAAAAAGGAUUUAGAAGAGGUACCACAAUUCAUAAAACCUGAGAAAGAAAGUAAAAAUAUAACAAAAGAGACUACAACAGUGGAGGAACCAGGAAACAGUAAAGAAAAUGAAUUACAACAGCUGAAAAUGCUUGAAUUAAAAAAGAAAGCGGAAGAAGAUGAACAGACAAUUCGCGAAAACAAAAAGAAGGCAAAUGAAGAAGCAAGGAAAGAAAUGGAACGAUUAAAGCUGGAAAAACAGCGCCAAGAAAUGAGAGAGAAAGAAAGACGAGAGAUGCUGAAGAAAACUCAGACUGGGAUAAAAGAAGAGGAAAUGAACAUAUCCACAGUGUUGAAAAAUCAACAAGCAAAAGAAACGGAGAAACAAGAAUCUGAGCUGCAAGAGAGAAAAAGAAAAGAGCUUGAGGAAAAAAGGAGGAUUGAAGAAUUAGAAUACCACAAAAAUGUUCUUCUAGAAAAACAAAAAGCCACUCAACGAGAAACAGAACGAUUGCUGGAAUGGGAGAAACGAAUGAAAGAAGAUAAAGAGAAGAGAAAGAUGGCAGAAGAGGAACGAGAACGUGCCAGAAAACUUGCCGAUCAGCAACGACAGAAACAGGAGGAGGAAGAUGAGAAAGCAAGAAAGGAAAGAGAACAGCAAAGGUUGAAGGCCAGGGAAGAACUGAGAAAGGUUAGAGAAUCUACGACCAUUAAACCUUUAGAUCUUCUCCCACAAGAUAAUAAAGAAAAUGAUCCUGGAUUUGAUCUAAAGAGUAAACUAGUUCUACCGAGUAGAGGGGAGAGGACGGAUGAAUCAUUGAGGAAAGCCACCUACAAUCAUGUUAAAAACAAAUCUGAAACAGACUCUGCCUAUGUUAAAGAGGCGGAGAGUGCCAUAGCUGCCGCACACAAAGCUAAACAGGAGGCGGAACUAUUGAAAGCUAGGAUAGAGAUGGCAGUUGAGGACGGAUCUAUAGGACGAACCCCCCGGAGGCCGGUCUCUAUGUAUGAAUCCUCGACCCCUGUUUACUAUCACAGGGAUAGUUCUGUUAGGAGGCACAGCAAGGAUAUUCAUGUCAGAAGAGAGGCUGAUGAUGACCUCGCUGACGAGGUUGAGGCUAUCAGGCUAGCAGCUGACCUCAAUUCUCGGAGGUUGCUAGCAGAGCAGAGGAAGGAGGCUGGAGGUGGUGGAGGAUCACUCAGUAGAACUAGGAUAAGAGCUCUGCUGGAUAAACAACGAACUCAACGGGAAGACGAGGAGAAGGUUAGAAAGGAGAAAAGAGAAACUCAGGAUUAUAAUAAAUUUUUGUGGGUUUACCGAUAAAUUCAAUUAUAUAUAUAAUAAACUAAAUUUAUCUCUGUUA
This is a messenger RNA of Eurytemora carolleeae, 5300 nucleotides long. RefSeq names its product trichohyalin. Gene Ontology annotation, cellular component: actin filament; cytoplasm. NCBI's taxonomy places the organism in Eukaryota, Metazoa, Arthropoda, Copepoda, Calanoida, Temoridae. Gene Ontology annotation, biological process: actin filament polymerization. Gene Ontology annotation, molecular function: actin binding; microtubule binding. The record is from RefSeq and is a predicted model, not a curated record. The transcript is spliced from 17 exons. The coding region runs from base 11 to 5260 and encodes 1749 amino acids.